Molecule: messenger RNA, 540 nt
Organism: Scylla paramamosain (green mud crab)
Lineage: Eukaryota; Metazoa; Arthropoda; Malacostraca; Decapoda; Portunidae
Exons: 2
Coding region: 1-540 (179 amino acids)
Biological process (GO): chromatin remodeling
Cellular component (GO): nucleus
Source: RefSeq, a predicted model, not a curated record
AUGACAGAAACAAUAAGACAUCACGAGAAUGUCAUUGUCAUGGGAGACAUGAAUGGACAUGUCGGACAGAAUAGAGAUGGAGUAGAGCACGUCAUCGGAGAGUUUAGCAUUGGCGAAAGGAACCAGGAGGGAGAAAGAAUAAUAGAUUAUUGUGUGAUGAAUAACAUGUCCAUUAUGAAUACUUAUUAUAAACAUCAGGAGAGCCAUAAAUGGACAUGGUAUCGGUGGAAUGCAGCACAACAAGGAUAUACUGAGAGGUCAAUGAUUGACCUGUUUCUCACCAACAAGGAAAACAUAUUUAAAGAUAUCAGGACCAUACCAUCUGUGUCCUUAGACUCUGACCACAGGUUGGUGGUGGCUAAAUUGAAAAUUGUAAAACCAAAGGAAAAAGUCAAGAAAAAGCAAAAGAGAUUCAAACUGGAAAACCUCAAGGACGAAGAGAAGAAGCAAGCACUGCGGCAACUGAUCUGGAAAAAGCCUUUGAUAGAAUUAGAAGAGAUCGCUUGUGGAGAGUCUUACAACAUCAAGACUACGGCAUAA